This is a messenger RNA of Lachancea lanzarotensis, 1641 nucleotides long. RefSeq names its product LALA0S08e00870g1_1 (gene PCM1). The record is from RefSeq and is a predicted model, not a curated record. The transcript has a single exon. Gene Ontology annotation, molecular function: phosphoacetylglucosamine mutase activity; magnesium ion binding. Gene Ontology annotation, biological process: carbohydrate metabolic process; UDP-N-acetylglucosamine biosynthetic process. NCBI's taxonomy places the organism in Eukaryota, Fungi, Ascomycota, Saccharomycetes, Saccharomycetales, Saccharomycetaceae. The coding region runs from base 1 to 1641 and encodes 546 amino acids.
AUGCUCGACGGUGAGACUCUUAAAGCUCUUUAUGAAAAACACUGCAAACAUGGGUUUAAAUACAGUUACGGUACAGCUGGAUUUCGCUACAAGGCGGAUAUUCUAGACACUGUGAUGUUCACCACUGGCGUCUUAGCAGGGCUCAGAUCGCUCCAUCUUAGCGGACAAACAGUUGGGGUGAUGAUAACUGCGUCUCAUAACCCACCAGAAGACAAUGGUGUGAAAAUUGUGGAGCCUAGAGGCGAAAUGCUAGAACAGAGCUGGGAAAAACAUGCUACGCAACUUGCCAAUUGUGCUUCAGAAAGUUAUGCUAGUUUUGCAACAAACUUGGAAGAACUGGUAAAAACACUGAAAAUUGACACAAACCGUUCAGGUGGGAUCGCAGUGGCCCGUGAUUCGCGGGAAUCGGGCCCCCGUUUAUUGGAAGCGUUUGAAGCUGGUGUACAGGCCUUUCCUACUUUGAGAAUUAGAGAUUAUGGCAUUCUGACCACCCCACAAUUGCAUUUUUUGACAAGCAAAACGAAUGAGUUUCCUCAAAAUGUGGAAAAAGAUGAAAAGCUAUACUACAAUGAGUUUUUGUCAGCUUGGGAUGAAAUUACAACCAUCAGUGGAAUUGAAGCGCUGCCUUUCGAAUUGAAGAUCGAUGCGGCUAACGGGAUUGGCGGUCCAAAGAUAAGUGCCAUGCUUUCGCAACGCCAAGUUUUCAAAAAUGCAUAUGAAGUUUCAAAUGCCGAUUGGCAAAAUUAUGCCGCGCUCAACUAUUGUUGCGGCGCGGACUUCGUAAAGACAAACCAGAAACUUCCACAUGGUAUCGCCGUUGGCGAAACUUUCAAUGCAAGACGCAUCAAUUGCUCGUUUGACGGUGAUGCUGACAGAAUAGUGUUCUAUUACAACGAUCCUCAAGGUCAGUUUAAAUUACUGGACGGUGAUAAAAUGGCUACUUUAUUUGCCAAGUUUUUCCAGCAGCUUCUCCGCAGCAGCGGAUUGCAAAAAGACGUGGAAAUGGGCGUCGUUCAAACCGCAUACGCCAAUGGAAGCUCCGCUAAUUACCUCGAACAAGUUUUAGGUGUAUCUGUCAAAUGCACAUCUACAGGUGUAAAACAUCUACAUCAUGAGGCGGUUAAGUUUGAUAUCGGCAUCUAUUUCGAGGCCAACGGUCACGGUACAGUCGUUUUCUCGUCAAAAUUUGUGGAAUUGUUGAACUCGAAGCUUGCGACAGACUCGCAAUCAUCUCCCGAGUCCUACAACUCCUUGAAACUGCUAUCAGUCUUUACUAGGCUCAUAAACCAAACGGUGGGAGAUGCUCUGUCUGAUAUGUUAGCUGUAUUGGCUGUCUUGUUGGUUUUGCAAUGGACCCCUCAAAAAUGGGAUGAAGAAUACACCGAUCUACCCAAUCGUCUAAUCAAAGUCGUGGUGCCAGAUAGAACCUUGUUCAAAACCACGAAUGCGGAAAGACAGCUUGAAAGUCCAGCUAACCUGCAACAGGAAAUUGAUGCACUCGUGUCAAAAUAUGACAAUGCGAGGUCGUUUGUUAGGGCCAGCGGAACUGAGGAUGCCGUGCGUGUCUAUGCAGAGGCUGCCUCAAGGGAACAGGCUGACGAACUGGCUGCAAUGGUGGGCAAGCUUGUUGAGAAUUGCUAG